Molecule: messenger RNA, 1000 nt
Organism: Aethina tumida (small hive beetle)
Lineage: Eukaryota; Metazoa; Arthropoda; Insecta; Coleoptera; Nitidulidae
Exons: 3
Coding region: 108-914 (268 amino acids)
Biological process (GO): regulation of transcription by RNA polymerase II
Cellular component (GO): transcription regulator complex; nucleus
Molecular function (GO): DNA binding
Source: RefSeq, a predicted model, not a curated record
UUAGGUAGCGACUGCCUGCGCACGACCUCAUCACAGGGGCACAUCUACCUUGCCGCCCGUCGCAUUCGCCGGUUGUUCGCACCGUCAUCAAAUAAAUCACGGGUAAAAUGAGCGAGAAAACAAGGAAGACGUUCGUCGUCGACACGGUGUCCCUGAUCAAGGCGGUGAGAGAGCGGCCGAUCGUGUGGAACUACAACCACAACGAUUUCAACAACAAGCAUCUGCGAGAGCGGGCUUGGAGCGACAUCGCCGAGCAUCUGUUCAAUGAGAAGUUCAAGCGACUGCACGAGGGCGAUCAGCUCAUGAACAUUAGCAUGCUACAAAAACGCUGGAAGAAUAUUAAGGACACGUAUACGAGAUACAAGAAGAUGUUGGCCGAGAAAGUGAAUAACAAACCCAGGCCAUAUAUUCAUGCGAAAAAAUUACAAUUUUUGGACUACAAUAAAAGAGACCACCGGGAGAUGAGCUUGGAGUACAUCGAUGACAAAGAUGGGGAAGAAGCGACUGAGGAGGAAGAUCAAACGGCAGAAUUAAAAAUUAAAACCGAAGAAAACGAUUCCGAUAUGAUUGAAUUUGAAACUUCCAAAUUCACUGUAGAGGAUACAAAAAGCAAUUCUUCUAACAGUGAAGAUUACAAUGCAGAAGGAGACUUCCAAAGGUCUAAAAAAGAUUUAAUCGACAAUUACAUUGUGAAAGCGCCUGUUUUUGCCAGCACGUCCGUUUGUAACGUGGCAGACGUGCCGGAAAAGAGCGUGACAAAAAAUACGGACGCAGACAACGAUGCAGAUAAAUUGUUUAUGAUGUCUAUGGUGCCCCUAUUUAAAAAACUUAGCGAUGAAAAAAAGAUGACAGCACGAAUACAAUUGACGCAAGUUUUACAGAGACUCCUCUACCCGCCGAAUAAAUCCAGUUAAUAACAUAACUUAUUUAUAAUUUGUACAUGAGACUGUAAAUAAUAGUUCUAGAGACGUAAAAUAAAAUUUUCUAUUAAAUAUCAGUU